AGGGGCUCUGUCCUUCUGCGACCAGUUGAUUCCGGGGCAGCCAGGCUGCUCUGGGUGACCCUCACUGACGCGUGGAGGAGCAGGGGCGCUUUGCAGAGAAUUGUUGGUUGGUUGAGGAGCCUUGCUGGCGGAGGGCAUCCUUAGUUCUGAACUGAGGCUGUCGGCAAACCGCAUGGAAGGCUGCUGGACUGUGAGCGUCAGCUCGGAGCUGGCCUAUGCGUUCCCAACGCUGCUGGAACUCUCUGCUGAAGGUAAGGCUGUCUGGACCCCCUUCCCAAGGCAUCGCGCGGGGCUGCUGGUUGUCCAAAGCCGCAGCUCCUGCUCUCUGCGCUUGGCUGGACGUGGCUGGGGGCUGCUGCGAGAGCCCUGCCCAAGGGUCCCGCUGGGCUCUGGGGACCACGUGGCAGCCAGGUCCCGAGAGCAGAGCUGCCCAGAGCCCCCGCUUCCUUUAGGCAUGCUCGGUCCCCUGUGAUAGGGCAGUCCGAGGCCAGGUUUCCCUGGCAGACGGUGUUUCCGGAGGUUGCAGCUCUGGGAGGAAAGGCAUCCCGUGUCCCAGAGGCUUCCUAUGUCCCCAUUUCCCCCUGGGGCUCCGAAUAAGGCUGAAAUCGGAGCAAAGCCCAGCUCCGGUAGCCAUGGUGGUGUUUUUUUGGGGUGUGUGCGUGUGCCUGCACCGAUUGCUGUCUGUGUGAGGAGCUUGCCAAGCAGCUGUGAAGAGGCUGGCCUGGAGCCUGACUUGUCUUUUCUUUCCUUUGCAGAGAUUGUGGCAGUCUGGGACGCUGUGUCUGAUUACAUCCUGGAACAGAUGAAGCUGGACAAGGGAGUCCUGAUUCCGGGACUCGGGGUCUUUGCUGGGGUCCGAGAGCAAUUCCACAGCAAAGAAGAGGCGCUUUCGGUUCUAAGGCCUGUCUUCCAGCUGGACAUCGGGGUGCUGUGGCUGCAGGAACUCCAGUCUCCCAACGACAUCAUCCCUGACGACGUCAAGAUUGAGCCGCUCAACUACCGGCAGCUCUCGCGAGCCUCCGGCGUCCCACUGCACUUGGUGCCGCGCUGCAUGCGGGAGAGCGUGCUCCUGUACUGUCACCUCCUGAGGAGCAGGGAGCCCGUCUCGUUCGUGUUCAAGAACCUCGGCGUUAUGACCUGCCAAGACGGCUUCCUCCUCAUGAGGUUCUUCUGCAGCUGCAUUGAAACGCUGGAGAGCAAUGCCCCCGUCCUCGCACUGAUCCACACCAGAUUCUGGACGGACGAUUCUGCUGACUUCGGGCCAGAGACCGCUGCCUAUGGCAUCCGCGUGUUCCCGAGGUUUCAGCUCACCGUGGAAAAGAGCAGAGCAGAGGCCGCUGCAGAAAAAAAAGCUGCCAUACAGCGGAAGAUGAGUAAAGGGGUCUCUGCCGGCAGGCUGCUGCAGAGGCGGAAGACACUUCCCCCCUCCAUGCUGCUGCAGCGCAAGCCGAGUUCAAGGCAGCAAGAUGUGGCGAAGGAGCCUUCUGGCAGUGCGCUCCCGCCGUGUGCAGGCAGCUCCCGUGGGACAAAGAAAGCGGGACAGAAGGAAACAUCUGCUGCCCAGACCAGCGCUGCACUCCCUGCCACCGAGGAGUCUAAGAGAGUGCUGCAGGAGCUCCGCAAAGAGUCUGCCCUGUGGAAAGAAGCAGACCACACGUGGCCCAUGCACCAACAGCAAAUAGAGCGAGCACAGGCAGAAAUGGCGGCAUGGGAAGGCUGGAGCGCAGGGGAGGACCAGCAUCCGCCCCAG
Messenger RNA from Lagopus leucura (white-tailed ptarmigan), 1750 nucleotides. RefSeq names its product coiled-coil domain-containing protein 81-like. NCBI's taxonomy places the organism in Eukaryota, Metazoa, Chordata, Aves, Galliformes, Phasianidae. The record is from RefSeq and is a predicted model, not a curated record. The transcript is spliced from 8 exons. The annotation marks the transcript as partial. Gene Ontology annotation, cellular component: centrosome.